CAAACAAGUGCUGAGAACCGUCAGAAGCUUAAAAUUCUGUGUUAAUUCUCAUUAUUACCUCGACGGCGACGUACAACGUGUAUCUUUUCAUGGGCGCGCCGUUUUGAUUGCUUCUUUGACUUUUCGGCAGUCGUUACGAUUUGCGGCACUCUUGCCAUCUUUUAUCCUUCGAAAUAAAAGCAUGGUUUUCCAUAAACGGAAACAGGUCAUUAGCAAUGUGCGUAAUGUCCUCUUCUAUAUUCCGGCAGUUUAGCGUAAUACCCAUAUAAAAAGUUUUCUGUUCCGAUAAGUACGUUUUAGCGAAUAAUAUUUCAAAGUACACUACUUGAAUAGUGUUAUGUUUAGCGAAUUGCACUGACACAAAAUGGCCAACAAGUGCUAUUUGAAAGACGAAUAAGAAUUUCAGAGCAGUGAAGGAGUUCAGAACAUCUGCCCUGUCGUCGGUGUGGUAAAACAACCCAUUCUGUUAUAACUUAUCGAUAUAAAUCACUUUUGUUUGUUGCAGAUUGUUUAUUAAUUGAUGUUUGUUGUUCUUAAUCCAUUAGAAGCGUAACGUUUAAUUACCUAUUUUUAAACAAUUCUGAGCCCGUGUUGAAAGCUGUCAGCGGUUCAAAAAAUUGUUGACUUUUCUGCUGACGACUUUGCAGAAAAAUGGUAAUGGUAGCGUAAUGGUAGUUUAGCAUCUUAUGCUAAACGUAAACUUCAUUCCAGGCACCACUUGACGAGAAAUGAUUAGCUAACACAGGAAUACUGAAGAAAUAGGAGGAUGCAAAAUAAACUGAAUCCGGUUGAGAUUGAGCGCCAACCUCAGUGCGGUCUUCAAAUUGAGACGAGAAGCCAUAUCCCAACAGGUUUCAGAAAUUGGGAGUUUCUGCCUUUUUCUAAACCUGGAGAGACAACCAAAGACUUCAUCUGGUCUUCUAACCCAGCUACACCACCUUUGACGUCCAUUUUUGGAACAGCCAAUGAAGGGUCUGAACAACACCUGGGAUACGAAGACCCCAUGAACGAGUUGUUCCAAAAAGAAACCCCUCUGGACUUCACUCGGAACCCUUCAGAUCAUCCUUCUGGGCUUGAAAUUACAAAUACAUAUAUCAAAGAUGACGCCUCAGUAACUGUUCCUAAGCUACACGCUGUUGGUAUACAGGUCCCGAACUCCAUUUUAAACUUUAACCACCCAAUCAAGGGUCGUGGAUAUUCAGCAACAUCCCUUUCCAGAUGGAGUUACCCGAGUUCAGAAUCCAAUGAUGGUGGAGAAUGCAAUCAUCAGUCAGUAUUUGCACCGAGAUCGGAAGUUGGUCAAUGCAAAAAUUCACAAACUCAAACCCUCCACGGGUCCACUUUUCAGUCAGGCCAUGUCACCGCUAAGUCCAGCUUGUUGACAGCCCCCUCUCAAACAGCUAUGUGUGGAAUGCAGAAAAGCUUUGGGAAAAAGCAGAAAUCCUCGUUUAUGGACUUUUUGCAUGGGGGCAAACGUAAAAAAAUGAGUUCACAGAUGCCAUUCCGGAUUCGAAGCGAAGUUGUUAAAAGAACACAAAAAUAUGGAAAUUCGGGUUAUGGCUUUGCACCACGGCAGCAGAAAGCCACCAGAUGGCACACUGGCUACACCGGAGCUCCUUUGGAGGAAAUGGCUAUGUGUGGAAAGCAGAAAUCCACAUUUAUGGAAUUUUUGCAUGAGGACAAACGUGAAAUGAGUUCCCAGAUGCCAUUCUGGAUGAACAACUAUAGAAGCUCAGUUGUUGAAAGAACACAAAAAGAUGGAAAUUUAGGUCAUAUCUUUUCACCACGACAGCAGGAGCCCACCAGGGGGCACACUGGCUUCACAGAAGCUCCUUUGGAGGAAAAGGCUAUGUGUGGAAACUUUGGGGGAAAGCAGAAAUCCACAUUUAUGGACUUUUUGCAGAAGGGUAAACGUAAAAUGAGUUCACAGAUGCCAUUCUGGAUCAUAAGCACAGAUGUUGAAAGAACACAAAAAGAUGGAAAUUCAGGUCAUAUUUUUGCACCACAACAGCAGGAAGCCACCAGGGGGCACAAUGGCUUUACAGACGCUCCUCGGACGGAAACAGCAAACUGUGUAAGGCAGCAAAACUUUGGGAAAAAGAAGAAAUCCACAUUUAUGGACUUUUUGCACGAGGGUAAACGUGAAAUGAGUUCACAGAUGCCAUUCCGAAUCAACAACAUUAGAAGCGCAGUUGUUGAAAGAACACAAAAAUAUGGAAAUUCAGCCCAUGCCUUUGCACCACAACACCAGGAAGCCACCAGGGGGCACAAUGACUUUACAGACGCUCCUUGGAAGGAUAUGGCAAACUGUGGAAGGCAGCAAAACUUUGGGGAAAAGCAGAAAUCCACAUUUAUGGACUUUUUGCAUUGGGGUAAACGUGAAAUGAGUUCACAGAUGCCAUUCCGGAUGAACAAAAAUAAAAGUGCAGUUGUUGAUAGAACACAAAAAUAUGGACAUUCAGGUCAUGCCUUUGCACCACAACACCAGGAAGCCAUCAGGGGGCACACUGGCUACACAGAAGCUCCUCUGAAGGAAAUGGCAAAGCGUGAAAGGCGGCAAAAGCAUAGCAAAAAGAAGGAAUCUGUGCGCUUUUCGCAUAAGAUUAAACGCAAGAGUUCAUUCCAGAAGCAUAAAACCUUUAAAAGGGAAGCAGUUGUUGAAAGACAACCAAAAUAUGACACUUCAGGCGUGCAGAAAGAAGCAAGGCAAGUCGAAGCCACUAAUAGCGAGGAAGCGGAAACACGUGAAAUUGCUGACAUUUUGCUCAUGCUGAAGCAGUCAAACCAGAGGAAAUGAUUCAGAUAAGAAAGCGUACCUUUUUCUUGCACGUUGUUCGAGUGCAACACCCCAUGUUUUUAAGUAGCAUUCAAUUCAAGCACCACUGUGUUACUUAGUCAACUCUUUAUUUCAUUCCCACACACUCAAAAGAUGUUUUUUGUAAUAGAAUAUAAACUCUAGCCAAACAUUUUACAGCUCGGACAUUAAACAUACGACAAGUCACACUGUCUUUCUCUACUCUGUUGAAAAGUGUAGAAACGCACAGGGUAACGUGAAACACUACAGUAUACACGACCGUUCAACAAGUGGACAGUGUUAACACAACUGCUAAAAGGCUAACACAAUACACUGUGACGGUGCCGCGUGAAGCAAUCACUGAAAAUAUUUGGUCACCAAUCGCGAAGCCUGGAAAUGGAAUGUGAACCUGUAGAAGUACAAAAUUUUUUUUUUUUUUUUUAAAACCACGUUACACAUGUUGAUGGUAGCUCUCCAACUACAAAGUACAAAUAUGACAAUAUUUCCAUGAAUGGAAUGAAUAUGGAGAAUGUUUAAUACAGUUAAGUUAGCGCCCUCUAGUUUUACGCGAGAUAAUUAAAUAUUUAAAAACUUUGCGUGUUUGUUGAAUUUGCAUUUAAACCUAAUAACUUUUUGUGAUUGCAAGUGUACAAUCUUAACUAUUUUUACCAGAGAAACUAGUGAAUUGUCACACCUUCGGCAUACAUACUAGUCAAAUUCUACCUUUGUGACACAAGAAUAACAUGAAUUUGAUCUAUUUGUACAUAAGGCUGUAGUGGAAGACCAAAAAAUAAAGCCAAAACAGUAGUUAAAGAAAAAAAAAUGAGGAUCUCACACAAUUUUUGGAUUGAAAACGACCAAGAGGCACCGCCACAAAACACAGGCACAACAAUUAGCUUGCCAGAUGUAAUACUGUGCUUGGAAAUGAAGUGAAACACCAAAACCAAAUUCCUAAUAUAGGAUGAAUGCAUGUGAAUAUAAAUGAAUGAAAAUGGAGAAUUUUUAGUACAGUUCUAUAAGCUCUUUCAAGUGGUACACACACUAGCAUUACUGCAUUGUUCUCUGAUAAAUUUGCAUUUAAACUGUAUGUAAUAACUUUUUGUUUACAAUCUCACAUUUGGGAAAUAUGCAGCAUGUUCAGUGCUACUAGUUUUGCCGUUUUCAGCUGCCCACUCUCUUUGCAUUUCUGUAAAAAUAAAAGCUGUGAGCUACCAUAAAUAAACUAAAAGUCUGCUGUGUUACAAAGCUUGAAUGGAAAUGUUUUCAUACAUGCCACGUUUAGUGGAUGCCAAAGUGAAAUGAUCAAUACUUAUAUGGGCUUUGUGACCAUUAUUUGUGUCCAUGAAGAAGACGCACUGUCUUACGAUGUCCUCACUUGACAUAUUUGUGGUUCGCAUCUUGAGAUUUGUCUCCAAAUUUGGCGUCGAUUCAAAGGACGAGCUGACAAAACAUUCACAAGGUCAAUCGGAUGAUCUCACCUCAACAUAACAGGCAUAUAUUUAAUCUACAUCCGACGCGUCGUUGUCCGAUAGAUGGUAGUUAGACCCUUUGACCCGGAUGUAUUCCACCUGCCGAGCCUCGUCAGAAUCUGAUGCGCCGCAAGAGCACAGACGGUUUUCGAAGAGAGCUUCGAUCUCCUCCAGCCGGCGAGAUUUGGUCUCCGGUAGACAGCCAUAGAUGAAGAUGAA
Messenger RNA from Corythoichthys intestinalis (scribbled pipefish), 4482 nucleotides. RefSeq lists its product as uncharacterized. Bases 767 to 2797 code for a protein of 676 amino acids. The record is from RefSeq and is a predicted model, not a curated record. The transcript has 10 exons. NCBI's taxonomy places the organism in Eukaryota, Metazoa, Chordata, Actinopteri, Syngnathiformes, Syngnathidae.